Lobosporangium transversale is the source of this 627-nucleotide messenger RNA. RefSeq lists its product as hypothetical. Bases 1 to 627 code for a protein of 208 amino acids. The record is from RefSeq and is a predicted model, not a curated record. The transcript is spliced from 4 exons. NCBI's taxonomy places the organism in Eukaryota, Fungi, Mortierellomycota, Mortierellomycetes, Mortierellales, Mortierellaceae.
AUGCUGGAGAAGGAAGCACAUAGAAUUGAACAAUGUAUUUUACGAUAUGGUUCUCGCUAUACGACAAUUCUACUAUUCAUCCAGGAUGGCCACGUGUCCUGUAUCCAAGCUCUCGAAGUCUACUUGCUUAACAGUGUAGCCAAAGGGCCGAUGCUUAAAGUAACAGCAAGUUCAUCAGCAAUAUUAAAAACUGCAUCGAAUAAAACCGCAGCCGAAAUCAUAGCCGAAGACGGGGCAUCUUCAUUCAAGACUGAUAUCCCAGGUUUCGUCGUCUGCCACUCUUGUCAGGAUGCAAUAGAAUAUGUGAACCAUAUCCUUGACCUCGCUCAAAACAUGUCCAGCUCUGUGACACCAUCGUACGUUGCCUCGCAGCAACGCUGUAUUAUAGAUACAUCUUCUCAACCCAUCAGAAAACAGGAUCCCUGGUCAAUAUGGCUCACUAUGGCCAUAUCGAUUCAGCAGGAUUCAAUCCUGACUCCCUAUGAUGGUGCACAGCUUAGGACACAGUUGUGUAACAUUCAAAACAUGUCCUUGGCCACAUCGCUGCAGUAUCGUAAUGACUGUUGUCUGAAUGAUUCAGUUGCUAGAUCAAUUGAAGCAUUCUUCGAAACUGACCAACCAAUCUAG